Pan troglodytes (chimpanzee) is the source of this 1926-nucleotide messenger RNA. It is a transcript of the gene SIRAL1, whose product is annotated as family with sequence similarity 118 member B. Bases 223 to 1413 code for a protein of 396 amino acids. NCBI's taxonomy places the organism in Eukaryota, Metazoa, Chordata, Mammalia, Primates, Hominidae. The transcript is spliced from 10 exons. The record is from RefSeq and is a predicted model, not a curated record.
CCUGGGCGAGUCACGUGGGGACGGUGCGCGCUCAGUGCGGCUGCGCCGGCCGGUAGCUGCAGCUGGAGCAGUGGCGUUUGGAGGAGACUCGGAUAUACCUUCUCAGAAGCUGCACAGGAGGAAAGCAGUGACAAAGAAAGAAGUUGUCAUUCUUUGCACGAAACUGGAUGGCUUCUACAGGGAGCCAGGCCUCUGAUAUAGACGAGAUUUUUGGAUUCUUCAAUGAUGGCGAACCUCCCACCAAAAAGCCCAGACAAAAAGGUUGGGGAGAAGCCAUUUUCAGGGGAGGGGAACAUGCCAUCAGCAAAAAUUAAUGUGAAGGAACAUAUUUCAAGCGGGGAUGGUCUCCAGAAUGAAAGAGAGGGGAACAAAAACAAAAAUGAGCACCCAUGCUGUCUCACAUAUGGGCCUCAGGACAGAGAAGUCUGUCUCUGCUUAUCAUGGAAGCUGCUUCCAAGCUUAAAAACUAAGAAGCCUCGAGAACUUGUGCUAGUGAUUGGAACAGGCAUUAGUGCUGCAGUUGCGCCCCAAGUUCCAGCCCUCAAAUCCUGGAAGGGGUUAAUUCAGGCCUUACUGGAUGCUGCCAUUGAUUUUGAUCUUUUAGAAGAUGAGGAGAGCAAAAAGUUUCAGAAAUGUCUCCAUGAAGACAAGAACCUGGUCCAUGUUGCCCAUGACCUUAUCCAGAAACUCUCUCCUCGUACCAGUAAUGUUCGAUCCACAUUUUUCAAGGACUGUUUAUAUGAAGUAUUUGAUGACUUGGAGUCAAAGAUGGAAGAUUCUGGAAAACAGCUACUUCAGUCAGUUCUCCACCUGAUGGAAAAUGGAGCCCUCGUAUUAACUACAAAUUUUGAUAAUCUCUUGGAACUGUAUGCAGCAGAUCAGGGGAAACAGCUUGAAUCCCUUGACCUUACUGAUGAGAAAAAGGUCCUAGAGUGGGCUCAGGAGAAGCGUAAGCUGAGCGUGUUGCAUAUUCACGGAGUCUACACCAACCCUAGUGGCAUUGUCCUUCAUCCGGCUGGAUAUCAGAACGUGCUCAGGAACACUGAAGUCAUGAGAGAAAUUCAGAAACUCUACGAAAACAAGUCAUUUCUUUUCCUGGGCUGUGGCUGGACUGUGGAUGACACCACUUUCCAGGCCCUUUUCUUGGAGGCUGUCAAGCAUAAAUCUGACCUAGAACAUUUCAUGCUGGUUCGGAGAGGAGACGUAGAUGAGUUCAAAAAGCUUCGAGAAAACAUGCUGGACAAGGGGAUUAAAGUCAUCUCCUAUGGAGAUGACUAUGCCGAUCUUCCAGAAUAUUUCAAGCGACUGACAUGUGAGAUCUCCACAAGGGGUACAUCAGCAGGGAUGGUGAGAGAAGGUCAGCUAAAUGGCUCAUCUGCAGCACACAGUGAAAUAAGAGGCUGUAGUACAUGAGCGAGCUAGAGAGAUCACCACCGUUUAGACCAAGCUGUAAGGCCCUACUACAGACAGUGUUUAACAAGUAAACUUACAAGAACCCAACACAACUCCCAGAAAGUAACAAUAGCCAGAGGUUGAAGGGCGGGGUAGAAGAGGGGGGAAUGUUGCAGCGUAAUCCUUCAUACCACCUGGUUCUUGAUAUUCUGCUGCCUGUUCAAGUUCAAGAAUAAAAGUGACAGCAGGACCCAAAUGCAGCUCCCAACCCACUCCCCAGGCUGGACAUGCUUGUGUCCACACAGCACACCAAUGUGAUACUUCCACUGACCAGCUGCAGCUCUGCAUGAAGGACUCGGGGUCUAGAUGCCAUGGAAUCGCUGUGGCUCUUGUUGCAGUUUUGUACUCUAUACUUGGUUUUUCAAUUAAGCUUAAUGGCUUUUUUAAAACAUGACUUGAAGCUCUAGUUUUCUAGAUCUUUUACAGUGUACAGUAUUUUACAUAACUAAGCUGUAUUAAAAGCUUGUUCAUUUA